UCUGUUUUUUAGGAGCCUUGUUUGCUUCAUCACAUCACAAGCCUCCAAAAGCCAGAUUACAUAAAUCCUCUUAUAAUUACUUGCUGAGCCUCAUUCAGAAAAGUGAGCAUUAUAUUAGAUCCUAAGUUUACAAGCAUUAAGCUUGUAGCAAUAUGAUGGAGUUGAAUGUCAGGUCUAUAGCUGAUGCUGAGGUAGAAGAAACCAUGCGCUUUGACAAGUCUCUUCAGGAGCUGAGGGAACUAAGGUCUCAACUACACAAAGCAGCUGAAUACUGUGAAACAGCUUUCUCUAAGAGUGAAGAGAAUAAUGAUGUGGUGGACGACACAAAAGAGUACAUCUGCAAGAGCAUGGUCACUGUCAUUGAUCAUCUUGGAAACGUAUCUUCCAAUCUCGAUGGCCUUAUUUCUCACACUAAUGCAUUUUCUGAAGCCGAGUUACGAAUCCAAUGCCUUCAACAAAGACUUCUCUCGUGUCAACAAUAUGCUCGCAAAUUGGCCCUCUCAAAAAUGCAAUGCAAUGAGAAUUCGUUGAGAUUUCAUUCGCGUUAUUUAUCACCAUCACCUUCCCUUGUUGAGAGAUCAAGCAGUAAGAAAGUAACAAGAGAUUCCGAAAGUGAAGCUCCUUUGAAGUUAGAUGAUAAACAUUUAUCAGAGACAUACGAGGAUUUGCCACUCUUUAUGUACACCCAUAAGCCUCCAGUUUAUCAGAAUUUGAAGCCAACCACAGGCACACUUAACAGCCACAAUAAUUUGGCCAUGGUGGCACCAAUUAAGGAUGGUUUGUCCUUCUUAUCGAAAGUUCCAAAUCCUAGAUUCCAUUUCCAAAGUACACAGAAGGUUGGACGCCACAGAAGAUCACUGCAUGGUAGUGACAUCUUAUGGCUCUUCAGGCGUUCAAAACGAGUCCAGUGAAAAACCAAGAACCUAUUCAUGUGCAAAUCUUCACUCUUCACAUAGUUUAUAAUGUUUUACCAAUACAAGAAAAUAUUUGUAUUUCAAGCACAGUGAAAGUUUAUCUUUUUUUCGUAA
Messenger RNA from Vigna umbellata (rice bean), 1028 nucleotides. Its product is annotated as putative protein ABIL5. The record is from RefSeq and is a predicted model, not a curated record. NCBI's taxonomy places the organism in Eukaryota, Viridiplantae, Streptophyta, Magnoliopsida, Fabales, Fabaceae.